Molecule: messenger RNA, 3050 nt
Organism: Drosophila simulans
Lineage: Eukaryota; Metazoa; Arthropoda; Insecta; Diptera; Drosophilidae
Product: zinc finger protein 2
Exons: 7
Coding region: 87-2147 (686 amino acids)
Cellular component (GO): nucleus
Molecular function (GO): zinc ion binding
Source: RefSeq, a predicted model, not a curated record
AAUUAAAGAAACGGUCACACUGCUUUUGAUCACAAAAGAGCGCGGAUAAACCAGCACAGAGGAGCAUCUUGAUCAACCGCAGCGCCAUGGACGCCGCCGUACCGGAUCCCGCGCUGCUGGCGAUGAACAAGCUGAACAAGGGCUCCAAGUGCCGAGCCUGUCUAUCGGUGGACCGGAAAACCGUGCAGUUGAGCGCCGAGGUGCCCAACCUGCAAAAGUCGCGCACCUACGCCCAGAGCCUGAAGCAGUGCACCAACCUGGACCUGCGGGUCAUUAGUCCAGGUGGCUACCUCUGGCCCAUGCAGAUCUGCGUGCGCUGCUGUCGCGCCCUGGAGGUGGCUAUGCACUUUGUCGAGAUGGCCCUGGAAUCGAAUCUCAAGCUCCAUGCCGAAGCUAAAAGCGUCAAGCUGCCCAGUCCCACUGGAGAGCUUAAACGAAAGGCCAGCAACGAAACGAUUCCCUGGAAUCAGUUUAGCCAGGAGUUCGAGCAGUUUGUCGAGGGCUACGAGGGUCCCAUCGAGGAGAAUGUCCUCUACAUGCGAGGAACCAAGGUGCCGCGACUGGACGUCGACGCUUCUUCGAGCAGCAAGACACCGCCGAAGGAAGAUGAAGUCAUACUCUUCGACGUCAAGUACGACACCAAUGAUCUGGAGGAGGAGGACGAGAACGACGGCUCGGAUGCGAAGAACAAUGAGACCUUCUUCGAAAACAGUAUUACAUCUGGAGAGACAGUAAUGGUCGUCUCAGUUGCGGAAAAAGCUGUCGAGAAUAAUAACAAUUACAAUUUCAAUAACAAAAACGGCGAUGUGACGGACGAGGAGUGCGACCUUAUACAACGCGCUCUGGAGAUGACUCUAAACGACGAUGGCUGUAGCCAAAGUCCCAAGAAGGAGGCCAGCAAUGAAACUCAGCUGAAAUCCAAUGGAAUAGAGGUCUCAUCGCCACUCUUUAUUAAGCUGGCCACGACUGGCAGCACGACAGCCAAUAUACCAAUUUUGAAAUGCAACAUUUGCCAAUACACGCAUACCGAUGCAGAGCAGCUAAAGAUUCACUACAAAAGUAUUCACAAGAUUUCAAUGAUCGAAGACGAAAUAAUUGGCCUAAACAAAAAUCAAAACUUCAAGUGCCGACCUUGCAAUAGUUAUGAGACGAAAGACAGGUCUGAAAUGCAGAAGCAUCUCAUCGAUCACCACAAGAUAGAUGGUGAUUUUGAAAUGUACUGCUAUAUGCAAGCAAACUGCCCGGCUUGCGACAGGAUCUUCAAGGAUCAGCGCUCGGCUAGAAAACAUUACACCAGGGUGCACACUCCGGUGCAAAUUUCGGUGUCGCCAACGGAGUCAUAUGCCUGCACGGCAUGCGAUAAGGUGUUCAACCAGAAGGCCAGCCUGCACAGCCAUCAGCGUUUCUGCCAGGUGAAGGAUGUCGUGCAUUGCAGCUUCUGCGACCAACAGUUCAACAGCAUGCGCAAGUACGAGCUGCACUUGCAGCAACUCCAUGCCGUGGAAACAGUACACGAGUGCGAGAUCUGCCGGCGGAGCUUCAAGAGCGCCGAAACCCUAACGAUGCAUCGCAAGCGGCACUCGGAGCGGCACUUCCAGUGCGGUAAGUGCUCGCUGAACUAUGUUAACUCAGCGGAGUUGCGAGUGCACUACGAACGGGCUCACGUCAAUGAGGAACCAGUCAGCUGCCUUACCUGUGGCAAUCAGUUCCAAAACAUGACCCUGCUGCGCGAGCACGAGCAAAGAAGUCACCAGAAGUCGAAGGUCUGGCGCUGUGAGGUGUGCAACUUUGAGACGAAGACCAGAUGGCGCAGGCGUCAGCAUCAGUACGAGCACAUGGAUUAUCCGUACAAGUGUCAGAAGUGUACCAACGAGUUCGCUGAUCGCAGCAAAUUUCGCCAACAUUCCAAGAAGGUGCACGGCAUCGAACUGAGCGACGAGCAGUUGGCUGAGAUGUUCCGCGAGAAGAAGGGCUACACCAAUCGGCAUGAUGCAUUCAACAAGUCGAUCAACUCGCUGGAGAUUCCAGGCCUCACGGAGGACUGUUUCGCCGAGCUGGAGAGCCUGGGCGUGGACUAUGACGACAUAACUACUGAUCUCUUUGCCAGCUCCGCCGCUCUGGACAACCUGCUCAAUUUGAUACCUUAAAAACACGGCGACGAUCAAUCUACCUGCAUAGAAUUUACAAAUUUAAACGGCACACAUAUUAGCUGACGAGAGCAAGAAGACUGUCUGCACUUUACAAAUCGCCCUAACAGAAAUAGCAUUUAUACACCACACUGUUUAAGUUUGAACAACUAUUUUGCUCAACCGAAUCAGAAUCCAGAUUAGAACAUUCAUUAGUAUGUAUUCACAGUGAAACCAUCAUAUUUUUGAAGUCACCAUCUAAAUAAACAAGGACACACACGCGUUUCUGAAGCGCACAAAACUCCCUUCGUUUCGUUUUACACUCUGUCGGAGUUUGUAUUUAAACUAUUUCAAUUUGAAUAACUAAUUAACACCCUGGAUGAAUUUUGAGAGGAAGUCGGUGGGCUUGGGAUCCUGCGAUUCUUUCCAGUAGCGCAUGAUAUGGCCCUUCUGUUUCCAGAUCUCCACGGAUUCCUUAAGCUCCAUUUGGCCCUGCGUUAGAGAAUAUUAACACCUGCAGCAUAGAUCACUUAUGGAUGCUUUUACCUUGAUGACCAGCAUGUCGAUCACCCGGAUGUCGGUCACAUUGCGAUGCUUGACGAACUCUUCGCGCAGCUUGUCACGGCACUGCUCCACGGUCAUGGGGAUGUCGUAGUCCAUGACUGCAAGCGGACGGAUGGCGUUACAUGGCGUCGGGAUACGGAUGCAUACGGUGAUGACAUAACCAGGAGCACUUACCGAUGUAGGGAAUCUGGCGGUACCAGGCCUUGUACAGAUUGAGGGCGCGUUUGCGGGCCUCCUCCCGGUCCACGGACAGGAUGGGACGCACCUGCUGCACGGCUCGCUUCACGGCUUCACGUCCGGCCAUUUGAUUUGUUUUUAUUUCUUUCUGUUUUUCCUACGACCGAAUUGCUCCAAGCAGAA